Molecule: messenger RNA, 1588 nt
Organism: Cuscuta campestris
Lineage: Eukaryota; Viridiplantae; Streptophyta; Magnoliopsida; Solanales; Convolvulaceae
Source: the annotation of a GenBank genome assembly
GACUAUAAAUUCGGCGGCGUUACCCUCGCAAGAAUCUAUUCGGCAUUCGCAAUCGGCAUUACCCUCUUCAUUCUCGCCGUUCUCGCCCGCCAUGGGUUCCGGUGAGGAAAAGCAGCCUUUUAUCGACCACGACGACGAUGACCCGGAGGAUCCUCCGGUUAAGCAGAUGGGAGAUGAAGCCCUUAAGCGGCGGACUGAGUCGGAGAUAGAAGAAUUGGAUAAGGAUGCGAAGAGCCCACCAAAGAUUGUGACAAAGAUAUGCUCUGAGACUCCUGGGUCCCCUGACACUCCUGACACCCUCCCUGACUCUGAUUCCGAAUUUCUUCUGAAAAUCUACGAGAAGAAAAUACAAUGUUUGAAAUCCCACCAUGAAGCUCUGAUUGACAGGUCAGACGGUAUUUCCAACUCACUUCAAAACACUAUGGGCCAGUUGCUUACAACUGCGACUUCCCUGUCUAUGAUGGAGCCUUUUCUUGAUAAAGUAUUGAACCGUAGAGUGAGUGGGAGGGUGUCCUCAUCCAUCUCCUUCCUGAUGUGCUUUCAAUGUUUCCUGGGGAUUUUCAUUGGGAUAUUGAAAAUGAUUGAAGUUUACAGAGAAAUAUCCAAACUUGUAAAGAGAAGAGCCAAGAUUGUAUCAGAUUAUUCAAACUUUUAUGAAUUUGCUCCUAAGGACGCCGAAGAUAUAAAGGCAUGUUCUAGCGGCUCUGAUUCUGAUCUUUCAAAGAAGACGAGGCGUGCAGCUGAAGAUUUUGUAUCUAGGAAGAAGAGAGCAGCUUCAGGUUCUGUUUCUGGGGUUCCGAAGAAGAAGAUGAAGGUGAAUGAUGCUGCGUUGGGUUCUGGUAUCCUUGGUCAUUUGGAUCCAACCCAGAGGCUCAGUGAAGCACGGGAAGACCUGGAUGGAAUCCAGAACCUGUCAAUUUUGUACUGCCUGCAUUUUGCUUUAACCUGCUUGUUUGGGUUCUUGCAAAUCCUCAAAUUGACGUUUUCUCCAUUCAGUAACAAGUAGGUAGAGACAUAUCCAAGGUGCAGUCGGAGGUCAUGAAAGGGAGUGCAUUUGGUGGAGAGGAGAGGAAGAUGAUAUGCCGGGUUGAGAACUUCAUGGCCUAAGCAAAUGUGUUUUUGAGAUGAUGACUAUUAAAAAUUACACUGUAUGUAUGUAUGUGAUUCUAUGGGCCCUUUGUUUUUUUUUCCUCCUUCUUCUAUGAAUAUGUAGGCAUCUAGAGUGCACACUGUAUGCUGUGUUGUAUGUUGGAUUAUGGGCAAGCAUCAACAUGUGUUUUUCGAUGGGUUCCUACUAUCAAGAUUUUGCUCAUAUGUUGAAAACGUGUUCUAUAUAUACUUGGUUUCAAUAAUUUACUUCUUCUCUACUUCAUGUUUAUAAAUGUCUAUAACAUUCUACAUGUUGUCUUUUUCACAUGUUUUUAAUAUAACGUGUGUUUCCAUACAUUUUCUUAUUUUAAACAUUGCACAUGGAGAACCCAUUAUCUUACUUUCUCUUCAACUACGUACAGUAUGCAGCUGCCGGUGUAUUAUUUCUGCUGCUGAUUUUCUUCGUCGACCAGAAACAGAAUGAAAACACAGAAAGGUU